Molecule: messenger RNA, 2267 nt
Organism: Marmota monax (woodchuck)
Lineage: Eukaryota; Metazoa; Chordata; Mammalia; Rodentia; Sciuridae
Gene: Myl5
Product: myosin light chain 5
Exons: 8
Coding region: 829-1788 (319 amino acids)
Cellular component (GO): cytoplasm
Molecular function (GO): calcium ion binding
Source: RefSeq, a predicted model, not a curated record
GGGCGCAGCCUGCAGGGUCGGGCACGAAGGAAGGCGAGGACGCGGAAAGGCAGGGCGCGGCCUGCAGGGUCUGGGGGAUGAGGGUAGUGGGCAGGGAUCGGGGUCCCAGCCUAUACAACCGUGCUGCUGCCACGAAGCCGGGUUCACCUUGAUGAGCGGAGACACCUGGACCGGCGGCACCAUCUUGUCCCUGACCUUCGCACCGGAAGCGCAGCCGAGGCGGAGGCACGAACCAGCAGUAUAGAGCGCGUGCCCGAGGGGUCGGAGGCCUGGAGCGCAGGCGUGCGGGAUCCGGGCGGCGAUGGCUGCAGCUCGUCAGUGAUCUAUCUCCAGGCUGUUCACCCUGAGCUCUCCUGCCCUGCUUACUCCCAUAGCAGGAGGGACUGGAACCUUCAUGAGAAGGCCACCCAGAGCAAGCCCCCCCCCCCCAGGUCCCCAACCCAGCCUUCAGAACUCGCAGCUGUGAGCUCCCAGGUGCACCUCUCCCGAGGCCACCUCUCCAGUCUCUCUGCUCGCUUCUGUACCUCAGAAUGGCUGCUUGUCCCCCACACCUGAGCCAGCCCUGGCUGCGGUUGCCCAAAAUGGGGCCAUCCGUAGCCUGGUGGUCUACCACCCCAUCAGCUGUCUUCACCCCAGCAGUGACCUCACGCCUACCUGUGCUUCCUCCACCCUGCCUUACUGGGCAGAUUUUAAAAUAAACUGCACUCCUCAGCAGCUGAAGCUUCCAAAGUUGAAAAUAAGUGUCUCUGGGGCCCAGGUGACGACAGGGGACAGGACAUACCAGCAGCUUUGGGGGUCAGUGCACAACACAUACAUGCACAUUGGUGCAUGCAAGACCACCCAUGGGCACUGCUGGAGACCUGGCUUGGAUCAGGGCUCUUUGAGGGGCUAGGGGAGGGAAGGAGGGUCUCUCUUGUCUUGAAAUACCAGUGGAAGCCUCUGCACCUGUCAGGGUCAGAUGUGUGCAGAAUCUUGAUACCCCUGUCUGUGUCACUAUCUUUAGAGCUGAACUCAGUCCUGGAGGGGGACCUAGAGCCCAACUGGGCCAGGAUGCUCCCUGGAGAUCUGCAGCCUUCUCACAUUUGGAGCUCCCCCUCCUGCAGCCAAGCCAAGACGCCUGCAGGGCCACACCCAGCCCUGCCCCAGGAAGUGGGCCCUUGGCUCUGGAUCCUUAGCCCCUAUACCUGGUCCCCCAGGUCCUCCCAGCAGGCCAGCAGGAAGACCAAGAAGAAGGAGGGCGGGGCGCUGCGUGCCCAGAGGGCAUCCUCCAAUGUCUUCUCCAACUUCGAACAGACCCAGAUCCAGGAGUUCAAGGAGGCAUUCACACUCAUGGAUCAGAACCGAGACGGCUUCAUUGACAAGGAGGACCUGAAGGAUACCUACGCCUCCCUGGGCAAAACCAACGUCAAGGAUGAUGAGCUGGACGCCAUGCUCCGGGAGGCUUCAGGGCCCAUCAACUUUACCAUGUUCCUGAACCUGUUUGGGGAGAAGCUGACUGGCACAGACACUGAGGAGACCAUCCUGAAUGCCUUCAAGAUGCUCGAUCCUGACGGCAAAGGCAGCAUCCACAAGGAGUACAUCAAGCGCCUGCUGAUGUCCCAGGCUGACAAGAUGACUGCAACUGAGGUAGGCCUGCAGCCCCAGAGGGCCACUGAGGGACAGCAGCCCCAGGCUGCAGGACCAUGGUGGGCAGGAGUAAGAACAGUCCCUGGGGCAGGGGCUCCUGGGAGAGGGGGGUGGCCCUGGGCUAGGUCAGGGCUGGAAGCCACUGGCCAGUUGGUGGUCUGACCUAGCUGAGGGGACAGACUUACUGUCCUAGCCCAAGGGGACAGGGUAGCCCCCAUCUGUACUUCAGAACUCCACCCCAUUCUUCACAUUGCCCAGGUGGCCACCCUAAGCACCACUGACCAGCUCGGUAACCUGCUUCUCCUUCUGGCCCCAUGCCCACCCUGCUUGCCCCUCCAAGAUCCCUCCCCAUUCCUGGCAGAGAAGCAACACUAGGAGCCUCUGGAGUUCAGCACCUGUAAUCCAGAGCACCUAGGAGGCUGAGGUGUGGGGACCUCUUGCCACCCAUUCCACCAGGCCUGACCCCCCACCCACCAACUCGCCUUCAUUCAGGUGGACCAGAUGCUGGAGUUCGCCUCCAUCGACGCAGCGGGCAACCUGGAUUACAAGGCGCUGAGCUACGUGCUCACCCAUGGGGAGGAGAAGGAGGAGUGAGGCUACUCAGCCCUGGUUGUGUCCAGUUCAAUAAAUGUGGACCCACA